Radiomyces spectabilis is the source of this 894-nucleotide messenger RNA. RefSeq lists its product as uncharacterized. The coding region runs from base 87 to 836 and encodes 249 amino acids. The transcript is spliced from 6 exons. The record is from RefSeq and is a predicted model, not a curated record. Lineage: Eukaryota; Fungi; Mucoromycota; Mucoromycetes; Mucorales; Radiomycetaceae.
GCCGCGUUCUUAUCCUACUUUUUUUUUAAUUCGUGUCGGUUCCUAUCCGAAAUACUUCGUAGCCUUUUCACUCUUCCGCUUACCGCAUGCCGUCAGAAAAAUUGGACCAUUCUCACCCAACCGAGCACGGUAUAACAUCCUCGACAAUUAUGCAAAAGACGAGCGAUUCAUUCCGUAACCAUAUCAACCCUUCGUCCGCUUCCUUUAUCCGUGAACCUAUUGAAAGGUCGAAAGCGCAAAGUCAAACUGUUUACAUCACUUCGGGUUACGGAUGGGAUCAGUCCUCGCAAACUGUGACGUUGUAUAUAACUGUGAAGAAUGCUCACUGCAUUUCGAAUGAUCAAUAUGAACUUAACGCACAGUCAAAGAGCAUCCAACUGGAUAUACGGGAUCAUGAAGGGGCCAACUAUAAUUUCAAGAUUGCACAGCUAUACGGCACGAUCAUCCCCAAUAAAACAAAGAUCAAGGCUUCCAAAGUGGUCAUUUAUUUGGAAAAAGAAGAGGUUGGCAGAGAAUGGACGGAUCUUCGUGCAAAGAGCACCCGCGACAUGUAUCAUCAACUUGAGAGAGCCGAGAAAAAAGGGGCAGUGCAUGAGGCGCCGACCACGUCUGCCGGAAAAGAGUCAGUGCAGGAUAUGAUGAAUGCGAUGCUGCAGCAAGCGGACGAGAAAACAAGGAAAAUGAUGGAAAAAUCCAUGUUGGAAGCUCAACAAACGUUUUUGGCGAAAAAACUGGAUCCUUUUCUUCCUCCUGACAUGGAACCUGUCAGCGGCAAUGUUCCCAAACACACGUGUCACCAACAACAUCAGCAUCAGCACCAACAUCACCAUACUUGAUAUGAUCGUAUCGUUACGUUACGUUUACUUAUUUACAUGACCAUUUUUUAUUAAAGCA